UUCCCCUCAGCCGCGGCCGCUGCCGCUGUGGGGGGAGGAUGAGGGGGAGCCGCGGCGGGGUUGGUGCUGCAGCCGUGCUCGCCUGAUCGGGCCCGGCGGUUCCCCGGCGGUCCUCCGCGCCGCCUCGCACCUUGCUGCCGCCCCGGGGCGGGCCGUCGCGCCGAGUGGAUGCCCAGCGCCUGCCCGCCGCCGCCGCCUGGCGCCUAGCAGGCACCGCCAGGGCAGAGACCCGCGGACGCCAUGGGCUGCUGCAGCUCCGCCGCGCAGAGCUCCAAGCGAGAGUGGAAGCCUCUGGAGGACCACAGCUGCACAGAUGUACCAUGGCUGCUCUUAUUUAUCCUCUUCUGCAUAGGAAUGGGUUUUAUCUGUGGCUUUUCAAUAGCUACAGGAGCAGCUGCAAGACUGCUUUCAGGAUAUGACAGUUACGGAAAUAUUUGUGGACAGAAAAAUGUCAAGGUGGAGGGAGUAGUCAACAGUGGUCUGGACCUCACACACAAGAAGUAUGUGUUCUUCCUGGAUCCAUGCAACAUUGAUCUAGUACACCAGAGGAUCAAGUCACUUGCUUUGUGUGUAUCAGCUUGCCCAAGAAAAGAACUAAAAACUCUGGCUGAUGUUCAGAAAUUUGCAGAAACUAAUGGAUCCACUCUGUGUAGCUAUGAACUACAGCCAUCAGAGUACACUACAGACCCAAGGGCCGCCAAGUUAUGUCCUAAAUAUCCUGUUCCAGAGAGUGCACCUAUUCCAUUCUUCCAUCGCUGUGCUCCUGUGAACAUUUCCUGCUAUGCCAAGUUUGCAGAGGCCCUGAUCACCUUUGUCAGUGACAGUAGUGUCUUACACAGGCUGAUUAGUGGAGUUAUGACCAGCAAAGAGAUUAUAAUGGGACUUUGCUUGUUAUCACUAGUGUUGUCCAUGAUUUUGAUGGUUAUAAUCAGGUACAUUUCAAGAGUACUUGUCUGGAUUUUAACAAUUCUCGUCAUUCUGGGAUCACUUGGUGGUACAGGGGUCCUGUGGUGGCUCUAUGCUAAGCAACGAGUAUCUGCCAGUGCUGUUGAGACUCAAAUAGCCAAAGACAAUCUUCAGGCUCUCCUGAUCUAUGCCAUUUCAGCUACAGUCUUCACGGUUAUCUUGUUCUUGAUAAUGUUAAUUAUGCGCAAACGAGUAGCUCUCACCAUUGCCUUGUUCCAUGUGGCCGGCAAGGUCUUCAUUCACCUGCCACUGCUAGUCUUCCAGCCAUUUUGGACAUUCUUUGUGCUUAUCCUCUUCUGGACAUACUGGAUCACAGUCCUGCUUUUCCUUGGUACUACAGGUAGUCCUGUCCCAAAUGAAGAAGGAUUUGUUGAAUUUCGGAUGUUAGGUCCUUUGAAAUACAUGUGGUGGUACCAUGUAGUGGGACUCAUCUGGAUCAGCGAGUUUAUCCUAGCCUGUCAGCAGAUGACAGUAGCAGGGGCUGUUGUGACAUACUAUUUUACAAGGGAGAAGAGGAAUCUGCCGUUUACUCCUAUUCUGGCAUCUGUUAAUCGCCUUGUUUGUUACCACCUAGGAACAGUAGCAAAGGGGUCUUUCAUUAUCACACUAGUGAAGAUACCACGAAUGAUCCUUAUGUAUAUUCAUACACAACUCAAAGGAAAAGAAAAUGCUUGUGCUCGCUGUAUGCUUAAAGCCUGCAUCUGCUGCCUUUGGUGUCUAGAAAAGUGCCUGACCUACUUAAAUCAGAACGCAUAUACAGCCACAGCUAUUAACAGCACCAACUUCUGCACGUCAGCAAAGGAUGCCUUUGUUAUUCUAGUGGAAAACGCUUUGCGAGUGGCUGCCAUAAACACGGUUGGGGAUUUUAUGCUGUUUCUAGGAAAGGUCCUGAUUGUCUGCUGUACAGGUUUGGCUGGGAUUAUGUUGCUGAAUUACCAACGAGAUUACACCAUCUGGGUGCUGCCACUCAUCAUUGUCUGCCUCUUUGCAUUCCUCGUUGCUCACUGCUUCCUGUCCAUUUAUGAAAUGGUUGUUGAUGUCCUUUUCUUGUGUUUUGCCAUCGAUACAAAAUACAAUGAUGGGAGCCCUGGGAGGGAAUUCUACAUGGAUAAAGUUCUCAUGGAGUUUGUGGAGAGUAGUAGGAAAUCUAUGAAAGAAGCUGGCCGGGGAGGUGGAGCUGAGGGCAGAGAGCUAAAACCAAUGGUAGGUGCAGAUGAGGAGGUGGCGAUCCUCCAAGAGUUUCACUUUUACUUCUUCUCCCUCUUUGUCUUUACUGACUGCACUUCUUCAGGAGAAGUUUUUGUUCUCUGUAUCACUCAAGAUGUUCUGCUUUUUCUGUUUGUGAGCUUGCCUAUCACCUGGAUGGCAGAGUUUUUGUCACAGCUGAGACCAUCUCCUGUAAAAGCCUCUGGAGCAAGUUCAUCUUGAAACUAGCCAGCCAUAUUGGAACCCAUUGACAUUCCAAAACAGUAUAUAUAUACAUAUAUACACACACAUAUAUAUAUAUAUAUAAAAAAUAAACAGCCAAAAUCAGAGAAAAGGAACAGGGAUUUAAUACUUUUUUUAACAAUUAUUUUUGUGAAACAUGUACUCUUUUCAUACGGGUGGCUUUUACAAGCAGCUUUAUCAUUGUUCCAUUUUUUAAAUUAUUCAUUGUGGUCAUGGAAAUGUUGAUUCUUAUGUGCUUGUUAUUUUACAAUCUGGAGGAGGUAUCACUGUAAAGAUAAUCUGAAAUGAUGACUGCGUUUAGAGACAGAUUUCCCAUGACACUGCUAAUCUGCUGAGAAUUUUACUUGUUUAGUUUGUUUAAAUUUGCAUUAAAUUCAGGACAGUUACAUGUAAGGAAAACCUUCAAAUCAAGAAAAUUCUCAAAUUUAGUUUUUCAAAAGGUGGUUUCAGUGAGAGUUCAUUCAGUUUGAAUGGGUUUGUAAGCAGUCAUUUUACUUUACAGCCCUGGCGGGGCACAGUUUUGUUUAUCAGUAUCAGAUACCACAAUAACCAACUCCUCAGGUAUUCAGGUGUGUGGGAGCCCUUGCAUCUCCUAUUAAACAGAAACUACAAAAUGGGGACAGAUAAUUUUUAUAUGCAAUUAACUUCCUGUUUACCCUAUUUAUCCCUCAAACCCGUUGCCCUCUAUCCUCCCAUUGAGUUCAGUAGCUUCCUUCACACUUCAGCAGUGCUCCUUCGAAGGGUAUGGAUUCUCCAUAUGAGCAAUUGAAAUAACAGAUUGUUAAAGCUCAGUCUUAGCCAUACUCAUGAUUAAUUCAUGACUAAAUACAACGAUGCUGAGGAUGGGAAGAGAAAUGAACUGUACUACUGUACAAAAAAGUACUGUAUGCUUCAUUUCAUUUAAUGCCAGAGAGCUCUGGGAGGUGGAAGGGACCAUUCCUUGCCUGUCGUUUCAUCCAUAUUUGUAUGUACUGUAGCGGGUGGCUAAAACAGGAAAGGGCAGAGAAACAUUUCUUUGGAAGUGUAACUGCCAGGAUAGUUACUUAAAGUUAUCAAAUAAUUACAAGAGAACGUGCUCUUUUCUUCUUCUUGUUCUUCUUCUUAUUAUUAUAUACUUACAUUUCUUUUCAGUCUGGAAGCUCACCAGAUAUGAAUGCUAAUAUUCAAUUGUUCAGCAUAUUGUAAUGGUAAAUGCUUAAAAGUGUAUUUGCUAAGAAUUCAUGAUCUGUCUAUGCUAUAUACUCCUUUUGUUACGAUUUUUUUAAGAAAACUAUUUUUGUUAAUGUAAAGUUAAUAUUUCAGAGCAGAAUUUUUAAACUUAUUGCACUAAAUAGAAGCUCUGUACAAAUAAAUAAUGCCUCAAUGGUUUGAUCACUCCGUUCAAGAAAAUCUUUUGAAAGAGAAAAGUCCUUCUACAGAAGCUUUGUGAUGGAGUGGAGGUAUGUCUAGGUAGAGACAUGCACAAGUCGUGUUAUCAAGGUUUAAUAAGUAAGCAGUUAUCUGUGCUUCCUUUCAGAGAAUCAGACUUUUAAAUUGCUGCCGAAGGUUAAAAAAAAUAUGUAGUAUCAUGUAGCUAACCAGUGCUCUUACCUUUUGGCAAUAGUGAAAUAUUUCACUUCUGCUUCCAGAAGUCAUUUGAUAACUUAAAUUUGUUUAGUUUUCUUUCAGUAAGCCAAUUAAAAGGAUUUACUCUUUUCAUAUCACAGAACCCAAACUAUAUGAAAGGUAUGAAAAUAAAAAUACAUUUAGAAAUGAUAGCUGCUGGGGAGGCAGGGAGUCAGAAUUAUCCAAUCCUGCAAGCACUUAGACACUCAUUUAAUGAACCAUAUCAGUAGCUCCAUUGACAUCAGGAGGGCUGUCUAAGUAUGGAAGUUGUUAAGUUACACAUCCAUUUAAGUGCUAACUGGACUAGAGCUUCAACCUAGGGGAUUCAAACUGGAGCACUGGUGAGGCCUCAGUGCAGGUUAGAGGUCAGACUAUGUAGAAGAAGCAUUGGAGCAGCCUUAAGUUCAUGGAGAGGAGGCAUUCCUGCUGUACCAGUGUCUAAGACAGCAGUGGCACUGAACACCGAUAUUUGUGUAGAUCAGUGGGGUUUAGCAACAGAAAUUUAAAAACUAGCUUAGAUGAAUCCUGGAAACUGGAUUCCAAAGCUAAGAGACUUACCGCAUACCCAGUUGCUUCCAGAGAAACUAAUUUCCACCUUGUUUGGAAGUUAUUGGAGGUGUUUUGAUUGAAGCCUUGGGUUCUGCUCAUUUUGACAACAAAUUUCUGCCAUGACCAGUUCCACAAGUUUGUGUUCUCUGCUCAUUGGAAGUCCUGGGUGGGGGCUUUUCUCUGUAAUUGCAACUAGGACUGCAGUUGGAAACAAAUUUUGUAUUUUUAUAUGACUUGACUGUGCACCAUUUUUAUAGCAGUUUAUCCUGUUUUAAAAAUAAAUUUGUUUUAUUUACAUGGUGUUUAAGAGAUACAGGCAACACUUUUCUAUGCGUAGUUGUAAUGUUUAAGUGACAAAUCUAUAUCAUUACAAAGUUCUUAAUAAAAUCGUGUGCACCAUUCUUGAGUGUGUAUCUGGCAUGCACAGCUUUUCAGUCAUGCCAAAAAGGCAUUCCAUCAACAUGCAGGCUUUCCAGUGGCCCUUUAAAGCUUUUGAAUGUCCUUUGAAGUUCAUUUGCAACCAAACUACAAGCUGCCCUCUUCCAGCUCUGUCUUGUGCAAGGAGAUAAGCAGAAGUGUGACGUCUGAAGAGACAACCUUUCAGGACAAACUUAGACUCUGCUUUCCUUCCCUAGUGGGGAUAGUGGAGUGGGAGAACAUUUGACAUGUAAAUCCAUAGUUGGCAGUAGUGGUGCUGGGGUCUGCCAGUUGUGAUGGAUUAAGUACUUUCUUUGCCAGCUGGUUAUUAAAGCCAGUGUAUGGACUGCUUUGUGGGAAGCAGUCUAGACUAACUAGAGAGUGAUGCUGCACUGGGAGUAACACUGCAGGAGCAGCAAAUGAGACAGCUGAGACAGAGAAAUCAUCUCCUUCCAAAGUCCACUGAAACAAGUAGUGCUUGAGGACUGGAGAUUCAGGCUGGACAAUUUGGGUUUCAAAACGAAGUCAGUGGGAUUACUGGUUCCCAGCAUUUGGUUUCUGCAGACCAUCUGCAUCAUAGCCUCUGAUCAGCUAGGUUUCAAAGGAAAAAAGGCAUGCCAUUCUUUAAAUUGUUUAAUUUUUUUCCACAUUAUUUUACUCUCUAUUUGGCAGUUGAGCAGCAGUGUGUCGCCUUCAUGGCUUCUUCCAGCCCUAGAGAUUUUUUUGUUUGUUCCUUUACCGCUCGUUUCUGUAUUGCUCUUUCAGCAAAGGAGUGCCAAGUGGCAGAGAGUCAGCUCCCCUUUGUCCCACCGAUCUUAGCACAUGCCUUCUCAGUUUCCGGAGGCAGUGAUUCAGGAUAUCACCUGGACUGAAUGGGAGGGGGAGUUGAGCGCUGAGCUGAAGUUCUGAGGUGGUUUUUUUUGUAUGAUAUCACUCCAUCACUGUGCUCGUUGUGGUUAGGAGUGCAGCCCAUCACUUCUACAGUUUCAGUGCUGCUCCACAGCUAGACUAAACAUAUGGUGUGGCCAUCUUAGAAUUGCAUCUUCAGCCUUCCAGUAGCUUGUGUUCACACUCCCAGCUGCCAAAAACAGGAUGGGGUUUUACGUGUAGCCUUAGCUUCGCAUGGUAACCCAAGGACUUUCUGCAUUAGGAAAGCAUGUCAUAGAAGGGAGAACUUAAAGUCAAAAACCCAGUUACACGUUGUGGUAGGUUGACGCUGGCUGGCAGGUAAGCCCCUCCUCUGUUGCUUGCUCAGUAGCUCCAGCAGGAUGGGAGAGAGCAUUGGAAAGACAAAAGUGUUGAGAUAAAAGACAGUUCAUUAAGUAAAGAAAAAAAAGAAACCCAAGUGAUGCAAAGGCAAUCACUCACCACCUCCCACCAGCAGACCAAUGCCCAGCCAAUCUCAAGCAAUGGCUACUUUGGAACUACACACACACAUGCCAGUUUUAUUGCUGAGUAUGACAUUAUAUGGUAUAGAAUAUUUCUUCAGUCUGUUCAGGUCAGCUGUCCUGGCUGUGUGCCCUCCCACCCUCUUGCCCAACUCCAGUCUACUCUGCUGGGGUGGCAGAGUGAGAAACAGAGAAGGCCUUGACCCUGUGCAAGCACUGCUCAGCAACAGGUAAAACAUUGUUGUGUUAUCAACUCUGUUUUGGUCGCAAAUCUAAAACACAGCACCAUGCAGGCUGCUGUGAAGAAAAUUAACUCCAUCCCAGCCUAACCCAGUACAAAGGUCCACUUACCCAAGAGUUAAUCCAAAACUUGCUCCCUGCGUUUCUGUACAGCACCUUCUCAGGGUGGUUACUUCUUUCUGAAAGGGCUUUUUUCGCAGCAGGCAAUUAGCCUGCUCCACAGUGCUCCCUUUCAUGGAGGGAGCAGGGGAUGCUAGCUCUUACUCUUUCAGCACAAAAUGGGGAUAUAAAGCAAAAAUGAGCCCUUUCUGUAUCAGUGUUCUGGCAAUUGAGCAGCCAGUGUUGGAGACAACAUACUUAAUGUGCCCUCAGGGCAUGCACUUUAGUGGUUUGCUCUGAGUGGUUAUGAUGUAUUCUAUGAAUGUAUGUUAUAGAGUCAGAAUAAAAUGCAUGUAGCAGACAUAUACUUAUCAUCACCAUCCAGUGAUCAUUUGGUUCCGAGUGCAUAUUACACGCUGUAUUGAGCAUGGCACAGUCAUUUUAAGAAACACUUUUAAGAUCUAGAAGUAGAUACCUAACAGCAUCCCUGUUUUUUAAAUCAUGGCUUUGCCUGUGGAGAUACUGUUUACUAAAUCUAAACAUCACUAGUCCAUUGUUUCUUGAACAGCUUGUGUGUCACAUUAUCACCACAGAAAUCCUAUUUCAUCUUUGUGGAAAACCCUUGCAUUUCCCAAAACAAAACUCAACAGACUUAUUUGAAGCAUUUCUUGCACUCAGCUUGUUUGUUUGGAUGAUGGAAGUUUACUCCAUUUGAUUUUUAAAUGCUCUUUCAACUAUUUCAUCUCUGCUGUUAUUUCCAUCACAUAACAGGAGAUUAUGGAGACUAGUAAAUUUGUAUUUCUUGUGUUCUGUAGCAAAUACUGUUCUCAAGGUAUUUUUUUUUCUUUUAUAUUUAGAGAGGUGAGAGAAGAGAUGGAACUUCUCUCUUGUGAUGCAAGUCAUGUAUAAAAGGCAGAAUUUCUGGUCUGGGAUGGAGCUGUGAUGUGUCUUGCAGUGUUUGCAAGCUGAUGCAAUCAAGCCAAAGCUCUUCAGAGACAAUAGGAUUAUGAAAAUAUUUCUAGGGACAAUAGGUAGCAUGAAUCCAUCUAAAUUUACCCAUUUGGAGGCUAAACUAUGGCAUUCAUUUGACGGAGAUCUGUUAAAAGAGAACUAGCAGAGAACCAGCAAACACCAUCAGAUUGUACUCCCCUGUCUCACUGAGGUCAAGUCAUCAUAUGUGAAUAUGAUGAGCAGAAUUUGGUGUUUUAAGCAUUUGGUACUUUUCUACAGAAACAUGGGACUCCCCUUAGAACCAAAGUUUCAAGAAUUCAGAGCAAAAGUACCAGCUGACUAUAGCAGAACUAGCCUAAUUUCAGUAACUUUAGAGACAGCUCUGGCCUCUCUAAGUAUGUGAUGGAAGAUGCUGGCAGCAUAGGUGGCUACCAUUCCUCAAGCACACCACCGCUCCCCUCUGGCUUGAGUGAAAUAGGGGCAGCUAGCAAGUAUUUCAGGAAGGUUUUGUGAGAUUAGGAAGCUGAUUACUCCUGAAACCCAGCAGAAGUUGGGCACUGACUGGAGUUCCUAUUAAAGUCGUAAUUUUUAACUCUCAAAUAAAUAUUGCGUGUGCUCCAGUAUUAGUAUUGGUUGGGUCCCUCCCUGUUCAAACUGAAAAGGGAGAAUAUCUUUUACUAGAAAAACAGUGCCGCAGACAAUGCAAUAGUGUCUCCUAGGAGAGUGAGGGAGGAGGAAACAGAAAGGUGGUUUAGUUUCUAAUGUAGGCUAGAAAGCAGCUGCCAGAAGUUAGGUGGAUCCAUGGAGAGCAGGAUUUCACAGGUAGAAACUCUUCUGCAGGAUCUUCACAGUAGUUAAGAAAAUUCACAUUCCAAUUCACAGACAUCUCACAGCAACAUCCCCUGUGCCCUGCUUUUAUUUUGCUCUGGAGCUCUUCCGAGCAAGAAAGAAGGUGGAAUCCUAUACCUAUAGAAAGGAAUUAUUUCUAUACGGUGGAUUGUGUUGCUGAUUAUAGCAAUUACCCCAAGGAAAAAGGAGAAUCUUCUGAACAGAUUUUAAAGGCUUGACAGUACUUGCAUUGUCAUAGUCCAUCAAAGCUUCAUCUGGAAACAGAUUUUUCAUCUUCUUUCACUCAUACUUCUAACAGGGCAAUCAAACCCUGGACUGGCUUAGUGAUUUACAUUGAAUCAAGAUCAACUAAAAAGUGCUCCUUUUUCCAGUGGAAUGCCACCUCCUUUUGGAAUGGGAAAAGUAAAUGUGACACUGUUUAUUGUUGUCUUGAGAACUUGAAAUGUUUUAUACUGCAAGCUGUGAAUGCAGGAAGAGAAGGGAAAUUAACAGUGCUGAUCUAAUCUUAGAUUUUCUGUGUAAACUGACAUUGUGCCAGGAUACUGAUGCAAAACUGUAUUUUAGUCUAAGAAAUGUACAGAUUUUUUUAAUGUAUCAAAAUAAAGUUUUUCUUUUUAAGUAAGAAAAA
Molecule: messenger RNA, 9141 nt
Organism: Harpia harpyja (harpy eagle)
Lineage: Eukaryota; Metazoa; Chordata; Aves; Accipitriformes; Accipitridae
Gene: SLC44A1
Product: solute carrier family 44 member 1
Exons: 16
Coding region: 241-2394 (717 amino acids)
Biological process (GO): transmembrane transport; choline transport
Cellular component (GO): plasma membrane
Molecular function (GO): choline transmembrane transporter activity
Source: RefSeq, a predicted model, not a curated record